This is a messenger RNA of Penicillium argentinense, 1311 nucleotides long. Its product is annotated as Zn(II)2Cys6 transcription factor domain-containing protein. The record is from RefSeq and is a predicted model, not a curated record. Gene Ontology annotation, biological process: regulation of transcription by RNA polymerase II. The coding region runs from base 1 to 1311 and encodes 436 amino acids. NCBI's taxonomy places the organism in Eukaryota, Fungi, Ascomycota, Eurotiomycetes, Eurotiales, Aspergillaceae. The transcript has 2 exons. Gene Ontology annotation, molecular function: DNA-binding transcription activator activity, RNA polymerase II-specific; zinc ion binding.
AUGGCGCUUCGACGACCGCACCGUAAAUCCAGACAUGGCUGUCUCGAGUGUAAACGCCGGCGGGUCAAGUGCGAUGAAGCCCGUCCCGUCUGCUCCAACUGUGCCAAACGCCAUGCAGAGUGCGAGUAUGGCUCUUCCAGUUCGCUCCUCUGGGCCAAUGAAGAAGCCCCGGGGCUGGGAGGACUGGCACAGGCACGCCCGCGUGCAUCAGGCUCCGACAGCGUGCAAGGGGAUCGCGAUCGCGAUCCGCUGAGCAGCGGCCUGGGUUCUGCCAGUGCAUCAGGGAGUCCGGGGGUUAGUGUGAGCAUGAGCGCGGGCGUGAGUGCUGGCACCGACUCCCUCGGACUGCUGGGUCGACUGGGGGAUGCGACGUCCACGCCUGUACCGGCGCUGAACCUCCAUGAUUUAGAACUGAUGAUGCAGUGGUGUAACGCAACACACCGGACGUUGUCACGCAGCGAACGGACCGAUCUGGUCUGGCGGAAUUGUAUUCCUGAAGAAGCGCUCUCUCAUCCGUUUCUCAUGCAUGGCAUUCUGGCCGUCUCGGCGCUGCAUCUGGCCAGGACGGAUUGCGAUCCGUCACGGCGAGCGGCGUAUUUGAAUCGGGCCGUGGCACAUCAGAACCAGGCCCUUGCAUUGUUCCGCGAACUUCUGGGCGACGUCAAUGAAUUAAAUGCCAAGGCAAUGUUCGCCUUUGCGAGUAUCGUCGUCGUCUACACAUUCGGAUUCCCACAUACUCCCGACGCCCAAGAUCCAUGGACAUGCAUCGAUGAUUUAUAUCAAGUACUAGUCCUCACGCGCGGCAUCCAGCAAGUCAUCCGAUCUCCAGCAGACUAUCUCAGCCAAACCAGCUUUGCCCCGAUUCUCCACGUAGAAGAAUCCUCCGUGCCACUACCGGAAGACGCCGCAGCAAACAUCAACCAGCUCCACGAAGCGAACGAAGUCUGCGGUGCGCGCGACACCACACACGAAACAGAGGUCUACACCGCUACUAUCGACAACAUCUCUGAAAUGCUCAGCUGGGUCUACGGCGGGAUGACGGCCAGCACGAUCGCGGGACGGUGGGCGAUCAAACUGCCAGCGCGGUUCAUGGAGCUGCUGCGCGAGCACGAGCCGAUGGCGCUCGUGAUGUUGGCGCAUUAUGGCGUGCUCUUACAGAGUUUGCGGCAUCGCUGGUGCUUCGACGAAUGGUGCGUGCGGGUCGCGAGGGCCGUGUGGGCGAUCCUGGAUGAUCAGUGGAGACCGCUGGUGCACUGGGCGAUGUGUGCGAUAUUGGGGGAGACUUACAUCGAGCGGGUUAUGACGCAGUAA